AUGUCCUCCCCCAUCAGCAAUCCGCAUCCCAGCCCAACCGAAGAGUACGACGAGAUUUCCCUGGCAGUCCCCCUGCCGCCGCCCGCCAGCCCCGAUCUCGAGGCCAUAUCCAGUGCCCAUCGCGACAGUCGUCAUGGAAGCCAGGAGACUGCCGUGAAUCCCGGCAGCCGGCAGAGCCUUGAGCGUGAAGCCACGGCCGAUGUGCAGCAAUACGAUGCGGGGCUGCACAACACCAUGCAGGUACCGCCUGCCCCGCCCAUACGAUCGCCCCGGGUGCGUUUUCGCUCGAUCAGCCGGUCUGUUAGUGAGAAAUUCCAUCAUCAUGAGGAUGGCCACCAUCGCAUCUUUUCAAACCAGUCCGACGCAGCAAAUCGCCCAUUGUUGCCGCCACCGGAGAUCAGCGAGGCGCCCUCCGGAAGCGUCACCCCGCCGGCGCCCACGCAUUCCUACUCCCGCGGCCUCACAGGCGGCCGUACCCCAGGCGAGCCAUUGACUGAGAUUGGAGAGCCAGGCGAUGCAGAGAAGCAGACGCUCAUUGAGCGCACCGCGUCGGCGCGCGAGCGGUUCCGAGCUGCAGGGCAAAUGCUGCGCCAGAAGACAAUCAAGUUGACGGAACGGCUCGGUCGCCCUUUGGACGAAGGCGAGGCCCUGAACGCAUCCUAUUUCCCUGAAGACUUUGACAAUGGCAUUCCUCUCGAGGAAUUGCAGGCCCGACGAGCGCUCCACGAGGCAGACCAACUCCAGGCAUUGGAGAGCGGCGUCCAGCCCAUCGAGGCUGCCCCAACCGCUGAAGCCCACCGUCUGGUGCGCACCAUGACCCAGGCCCAGGAGCUGCGCAAGCGCAAGCCGCGCGGCGCAUACCAGCGAUCCGGCCAGACCACGCCGGAGGGAGUGCUGCGAGGCUUUGCCCGUCGACGAUCUAGUGGAUUGGCCGGCGGUAGUGGUAUUCUCUCGCAGCUGCUGAGGCUGCAGGCCGUCUCGACCGGCAGCUCCUCGCGCCCGGAGAGUGUCAUCACUGAUGACUCCGACAGCGACACUCAGGUCUCAUCUGGGGCCACGACGCCCAAGAAGGUCGGCUCCCUCUCGCCGUCGGUCCCGCCGUCGGCGCUGGCCUCGGGCUCAGCGACCCCCCGCAAGGAGAAGAUUAAAUGGUACAAGAAGCCUGCGCAUCGGUCUACGUCGUCGCUGGUCGACGCCUCAAUGAACCUCAGCAGCACGACCUUGCCGGGUGUCGCCCCCAUGCAGCCGGGCAAGAAGCACAGGAAGAACAAGCGCAAGACGCGCCUCGAAGACGAAAUCCGUGUCACCGUUCACAUCGCCGAGAUCUUGGCUCGCCAACGUUACAUCAUGCAGCUGUGUCGUGCGCUCAUGCGAUACGGUGCGCCGACCCAUCGUCUCGAGGAGUACAUGCAAAUGACGGCCCGCGUCCUGGAGGUCUCGGGCCAGUUCCUGUACCUCCCCGGGUGCAUGAUGAUGUCCUUUGACGACCCGGUCACCCGAACGGCCGAGGUCAAGCUGGUGCGGAUGGUGCAGGGUGUCGAUUUGGGGCGUCUGGCCGACACGCACAAUGUGUACAAGAACGUCGUGCACGAUCUCAUUGGAGUUGAGGAAGCAACCCAGGAACUGGAUGAGAUCAUGCAGCGUAAGCCGCGAUUUAACAAAUGGAUCAUCGUCCUGAUGUAUGGCCUGGCUAGCGCAACGGUCGGUCCCUUUGCCUUCAAGGCUCGCCCAAUCGACAUGCCGAUCAUUUUCUUCUUGGGCUGCCUCGUUGGCCUCAUGCAGCAUGUCCUCGCGCCGCGCUCCGUUCUUUAUUCAAAUGUCUUCGAAGUCACCGCCGCUGUCCUCACCUCGUUCCUUGCCCGGGCCUUUGGCAGUAUCAAAGUUACACGCAAUGGUACCCAGGAGGAGCUGUUUUGUUUCUCUGCCCUGGCACAGUCAUCGAUUGCCCUCAUUCUUCCCGGUUUCAUGGUCCUCUGCAGCAGUCUGGAACUGCAAUCGCACCAGAUGAUCGCUGGGUCUAUUCGCAUGGUCUACGCUAUCAUUUACUCUCUCUUCCUCGGCUACGGUAUCACCGUCGGCACCACCAUCUACGGUCUCAUGGACGCCAACGCCACUUCUUCCUCUACAUGUUCCAAUCUCGGCAUUUACGGAUCUGAAUACGUACGACAGUUUCCUUUCGUCGCCAUCUACGCAGUCUUUCUCGCCAUCGUCAACCACGGUAAAUGGAAGCAAAUGCCGGUCAUGGUCUUCAUUGCUGUGUCGGGCUACAUCAGCAACUACUUCAGUACCACAAGACUCGGCUCCAACUCCGAGGUUGCCAACACCGUCGGCGCAUUCACCAUCGGCGUCCUGGGCAAUCUCUACAGUCGCGUCUGGCACGGCCACGCCGCGACCGCCAUUCUCCCAGGAAUUUUCGUACUCGUACCCUCCGGUCUGGCAUCUAGUGGAUCCCUGAUCGCGGGCAUCCAGUACGCCGAUGAAGUCCGACACAACCUCCAGACCUCCGGCAACAGUUCUUCCAGCAGCAGCCUUUCCGCAACGUCUGUUGCCAGCCUCGGUUUCGGCAUGAUUCAAGUCGCUAUCGGUAUUACCGUUGGCCUGUUCAUCGCCGCCCUCAUCGUCUAUCCCUACGGCAAGAAGCGCACUGGUCUGUUCAGCUUCUAG
Molecule: messenger RNA, 2664 nt
Organism: Penicillium argentinense
Lineage: Eukaryota; Fungi; Ascomycota; Eurotiomycetes; Eurotiales; Aspergillaceae
Product: threonine/serine exporter family protein
Exons: 1
Coding region: 1-2664 (887 amino acids)
Biological process (GO): transmembrane transport
Molecular function (GO): transmembrane transporter activity
Source: RefSeq, a predicted model, not a curated record